AUGGGCAUGCCAAGCCUUGGCACAGACAACGGCUCCCUCGAUCAUAUGGAUACAGCGAGCAGCAGUACGACCGCCAAUGCUACGGCUACGGCUUCGGGCAAUACAACGGCAUCGAAUAUCACAGCUCCUCCGCUGCCUCCGCUGCCUCCAGGCUUUAUCAAUCCACUCGAGACGGGCGGGAUUAUGUUGGGAAAAUACAAAGACCGCCCAUACGAGGGUGAGCCCCUGAACAUCAUCAUUGCGAGUAACUCGUCAAAGGAUAUGAUGGAUGCGGAAGGCUUCCUGAUUUGGGCAACUGCGCUGGGAUUUGGCGUCUCCUGCCUGGGCCAAGGCGAUCCACAGACGAUCAUGUAUGCCAAUUUGGGUGAAAGAAAUCCUGCCGUGAAGCAGGGCUCUGGGUAUGGCUUAAAUGGCGUUUUGCGUUGGAAUUACGGUAUGCCGGAAGUAGGCACAUGUCGAGAAUCCCUCGAGGGUGGGAACCAUUUCCGCUGGUUCGUGCAGGAAUCGCCAAAGGGAAACGCUAUCUUUUUAGCACCAUCGCUAGAGCAGAGCUUGGCAAACUUGCACAACAUCCAAGUCGAUGGCUACAAUCGCGGCCGCGAUCAGAUUGUGCAAAUCGCGACAAAUCCCAAUGGUAUCACGUGGGAAGGUAACACUUUUAACGCGACGGUAACAUGGAUCGAGCCAGGACGCCUCAUGAAUGCUACGUCGGCCAACAUCAGCCAUGCCGAAAUGGCAGCGCCUGGUCAACCAGUUGUUGAUGGCCGUGUGGCUGUGCUGUACGUGCAGACGAUAACACGAUCAAAUCAAAAUACAACGCAAAAUCAAGCGCGCUCGCAGUUGAUGUAUUCGCCUACAUGGGUAUGGCUUAUGAUUACGAUCGUCUUUUUAUUCAUGUAUGAGAUUGUUGAAUGUAUAUAG
This is a messenger RNA of Malassezia pachydermatis, 921 nucleotides long. RefSeq lists its product as hypothetical. The transcript is spliced from 4 exons. Lineage: Eukaryota; Fungi; Basidiomycota; Malasseziomycetes; Malasseziales; Malasseziaceae. Bases 1 to 921 code for a protein of 306 amino acids. The record is from RefSeq and is a predicted model, not a curated record.